AUGUUCCGCUCACUGGCACCCCGCGCCAUCCAAAGGGCGACGCGGCCCGUCUCCCAAAAGACAUUUUGCGCAUCCAACAUCUACUUCCAGAACCGGUUACGACGAGGCUAUGCGUCGGAAGCUGAGGACAAGGACCUAGUCAUCAUUGGUGGUGGUGUCGCAGGCUAUGUCGCAGCCAUCAAGGCAGGACAGGCGGGCAUGAAGGUCACCUGUAUCGAGAAGCGUGGCUCCCUCGGUGGAACUUGCUUGAACGUCGGCUGCAUUCCCUCAAAAUCGCUCCUCAACAACUCGCAUCUUUACCACCAGAUCCUCCACGACACAAAAGGCCGCGGUAUCGAGGUCAACGAUGUCAAGCUCAACCUCCCCGCCAUGAUGAAGGCAAAGGACACUUCCGUGUCUGGUCUCACCAAGGGAAUCGAGUUCCUUUUCAAGAAGAACAACGUCGAGUACAUCAAGGGAACUGGUGCGUUCCAGGACGAACACACUGUUGCUGUCAACCUGGUCGAGGGUGGCGAAACCACUGUCCGCGGCAAGAACAUUCUCAUUGCCACUGGCUCUGAGGCUACACCCUUCCCCGGCUUGACCAUCGACGAGCAGAAGGUCAUCACAAGCACUGGCGCUAUUGCGCUCCAGGAAGUGCCAAAGAAGAUGACCGUCAUCGGCGGUGGUAUCAUUGGACUUGAGAUGGCCUCCGUAUGGUCGCGUCUGGGUGCCGAGGUCACUGUUGUCGAAUUCUUGGGCCAAAUUGGUGGCCCUGGCAUGGACGCCGAGAUCGCCAAGGCGACCCAGAAGAUCCUCCAAAAGCAGGGCCUGAAGUUCAAGCUCAACACCAAGGUUACCGCAGGUGAGGUUCACGACGCUGGCGUCAAGGUCAGCGUUGAGGCCGCCAAGGGUGGAAAGGAGGAGACCAUGGACGCUGACGUCGUUCUCGUUGCCAUCGGUCGCCGCCCAUACACAUCUGGUCUUGGUCUGGACAACAUCAGCCUUGAGACCGACGACAGGGGCCGCUUGAUCAUCGACCAGGAGUACCGCACCAAGAUUCCCCACAUCCGCGCUAUCGGAGACUGCACAUUCGGACCUAUGCUUGCCCACAAGGCCGAAGAGGAGGCUGUCGCUGCCAUUGAGUACAUCCACAAGGGUCACGGUCACGUCAACUACGGCGCCAUUCCUUCCGUCAUGUACACUCACCCUGAAGUCGCCUGGGUCGGUCAAAACGAGCAGGAACUCAAGGAGGCUGGUAUCAAGUACAAGAACGGAACCUUCCCCUUCUCCGCCAACUCAAGAGCUAAGACCAACCUCGACACCGAGGGUAUGGUCAAGUUCCUCGCAGAUGCUCAGACUGACCGGAUAUUGGGUAUCCACAUCAUUGGACCCAACGCUGGUGAGAUGAUUGCUGAGGGUACCCUUGCUCUCGAAUACGGUGCCAGCUCAGAGGAUGUUGCUCGAACAUGUCACGCUCAUCCUACCCUCGCUGAGGCGUUCAAGGAGGCUGCUAUGGCCACCUACGACAAGGCUGUUCACUACUAG
Molecule: messenger RNA, 1527 nt
Organism: Alternaria arborescens
Lineage: Eukaryota; Fungi; Ascomycota; Dothideomycetes; Pleosporales; Pleosporaceae
Product: Dihydrolipoyl dehydrogenase
Exons: 6
Coding region: 1-1527 (508 amino acids)
Cellular component (GO): mitochondrion; oxoglutarate dehydrogenase complex
Molecular function (GO): flavin adenine dinucleotide binding; dihydrolipoyl dehydrogenase (NADH) activity
Source: RefSeq, a predicted model, not a curated record